AUGUCUUUUGAGUGCGGCUUCGACAUCUUCCCCGCCCUCUCCCCUACCCCCGAGAACAAAAUCCGCUACGCCGAAUUCCUCGACGAUAUUGUCGCCGUCUACAAGACCGACGAAGAAUCGCGCCUCCUCAUCCUCCCAAACGACGCCGACUUCCCCAAAUUCCUCGACAAGCGCUUCGUCCACUUCGUGCUCACCAACAACCCGCGCAUCCCCGCCGACCCCAACGACUGCGACCUGUUCUUCAGCCUGCGCAGCUCGAGCGUCUUCGACGCCAGCGUCAUCGACACCAUAAAAGAGAUCGCCACCAUCGCGCAGCACCAUUUUGGGAGCCGUGUGCACUUCUGGACCAAUGUCAGCGACAUCUACACCCGCGGCGAGGUCACCCGCGCAGAGUGGGAGGUCUCCAAGAGAAAGGAUGUCUCGGACUCGAAGUGA
Messenger RNA from Fusarium fujikuroi IMI 58289, 435 nucleotides. RefSeq lists its product as uncharacterized. The transcript has a single exon. NCBI's taxonomy places the organism in Eukaryota, Fungi, Ascomycota, Sordariomycetes, Hypocreales, Nectriaceae. The record is from RefSeq and is a predicted model, not a curated record. The coding region runs from base 1 to 435 and encodes 144 amino acids.